AUUCUGCACCAUCUAGUAUUUAACUUAGUUAUCACAUUACAGGUAUCUGUAAAUAUUAAAUUGUCAAACCAUACGUCAGUUUCAAAUUUGUUGGUUAGGUUAUUGGUGCAUUUAAAAAAAAUACCACGAAAAUGGUGUUUUAUUUUGAAAGCAGUGUAGUAUCGCCACCCAGCAUCAUUUUUAUGGGUAUUGAUAAAUACGAAAACGAAGACCUCAUUAAAUGGGGCUGGCCUGAAGAUGUCUGGUUUCACGUUGACAAAGUUUCUUCUGCCCAUGUGUAUCUAAGGCUUAAACCUGAACAAACAAUAGAUGAUAUACCAUCAGCUGUUUUGGAAGAUGCUGCUCAGUUAGUGAAGGCAAACAGUAUAAUGGGAAAUAAAAUGAACGAUGUCGAUAUUGUUUACACAAUGUGGGCAAAUUUGAAAAAAACUCAAGGAAUGGAAGUGGGGCAAGUGGGCUUUCAUAAGGAAAGAGAAGUUCGAAAAAUCAAAGUCGCCAAAAGAAUAAAUGAGGUGGUUAAUAGGCUAAACAAAACUAAACGGGAAGAACACCCAGAUUUUAGAGCUGAAAGAGAGAAACGGGACAGACUAGAAAGAGAAGACAAAAAAAAACUAAUCAGAGAUCAAAAGGAGAGAGAAAAGGAUGAGGAGAAAAAGCGACAAGAGGAUGCUGAACUAAGAAGCUACAACUCCCUAAUGAAUACAGACAACAUGUCCAAAUAUGAUGAUGGGAAUGAUUCUGAUGAUUUUAUGUAAAUCUGCAUUUAAUUUGUAUUUUUGUAAAUAAAGAAAACGGUACUCUAC
Messenger RNA from Brassicogethes aeneus, 803 nucleotides. The record is from the annotation of a GenBank genome assembly. Lineage: Eukaryota; Metazoa; Arthropoda; Insecta; Coleoptera; Nitidulidae.